Messenger RNA from Hepatospora eriocheir, 342 nucleotides. The record is from the annotation of a GenBank genome assembly. NCBI's taxonomy places the organism in Eukaryota, Fungi, Microsporidia, Hepatosporidae.
AUGAAUAAACAAAAAAUAGAGAUGGAAAUUAAUAAAAUAUUGAAUGUUGAGAUAGACACAACAAACAUUUCUGAAAAUUUUCAAAUAGAAAAUUAUGAGUGUGUAAACAUAGAAGAAAUGAUUAUUCAAGAGAGAUUUAAAACUUUAAAUACUGAAAAUUUAAAAGAAAAAUUAAUUAUACUUUUAAAAGAACUUAAAAAGUAUAAAAGUAAAUUAUUUAAGUUUAAAUCAUUACUUUGUUUGCUAAGUAUAAAUGAGUUAGAAAAGUUGUUUAGAAAGGUUACUUUACAAAAAUUGGCUGACAUGCAUUCCCAGUCAAUAAAAAAUUGGGAAGUUGUUUAA